AUGGCAUUCAGCGAUCGAAUCAUCGCUACCCUCUACCCUGAACUUACAGGAAUAUUACCGCACCCUACAAUGCCUCCUCCCAAGCAGCUCAAGCUGUCGGACAUGACAAAAUCGAAAAGAGCGGACCGCCGCAAAGAAAUCCAAGAUGGCGACGAAACAUCUAAUCUAUCCGACGGUCAAUCAGACUAUGAACAGAGCUCAUACAAAUACACUGAAGCUCCAGUGACGGAACGCAGCCUUCACAAGAUGCUGCAAGAGCUCAGAGCUACUAUAACAGCAGACUUCCACCACAUUAAUGGCGAUCUGAGAAAAUAA
Molecule: messenger RNA, 315 nt
Organism: Pelobates cultripes (western spadefoot toad)
Lineage: Eukaryota; Metazoa; Chordata; Amphibia; Anura; Pelobatidae
Source: the annotation of a GenBank genome assembly